Molecule: messenger RNA, 1083 nt
Organism: Aspergillus niger
Lineage: Eukaryota; Fungi; Ascomycota; Eurotiomycetes; Eurotiales; Aspergillaceae
Exons: 4
Coding region: 1-1083 (360 amino acids)
Source: RefSeq, a predicted model, not a curated record
AUGCAAGAUAUCAGACAGCCUACUCGAGCAUUAACUCGACCAAGAUAUUAUGACAAUGAUUUUCCCAGCAAUCCAGCAGAUUAUCUCGCCGCGAAUCGAGAUUUGACUCAGCGGUACCUUCAAUUAAUUGAUAUUUCGUGGAUACGUGCACACCUUCCGAGGAUCACACGAGAACAAAUACUUCCGCAUACCGAUCCUAGACGCACUCAACAUUCCCCUCCUAUAGCAAGCAUCGCGGCGCCUAAUUCUUCCCGGACUCCGGGGCGCAGGGUUCGACGUCCUCAAAGGCAAGAAGACACCGCAUCUGGGCAAAAUGCAACCGACCGCCCACCCGGCGCCCAUGAAAUUCGGAAAAGCAAAUUGGCGAAUUUGUUCAAGCCGAUGCUUGAGAAAGAUUUUCCCGUGAUACUUAUCUGUUGGGGCAAAGAAGAGCGUUGCCAGAUUGUUCCGGUGGUAAUCACUGACCCAACCGAUGAGGUUACUGCAUGGCAAACAAUUUCCCAGGAAUAUUACGCACACAAGGGCUCUUGGACGAAAUAUUUGCCGUGGUGUUGUGUGAAUAAGGUGGAAAUCGCUGAUAUUUCUAUUGCAGGAAAAAAGCUGGCCAAGGGUACAGGUAAUGAAUAUGUUGGAAUUUAUCACACUGAAGACCUGGUUGCCAAAAGGAAACAUCUGGAGCAAGUCAUUGCGGAUUACAAGCCCCGGGAGUGGUUUUGUCCGUAUGACAUUUCUACUGGAACCGUGGACUGUGUUGGUGAGUGUGUAGAACGCUGCAUGGAUAAUGAAGAAUGCUCAGAGAGGAUCAAAUACAAGGCGGAACGUGAGCUUUCGUUACUGAGUCUUCGACCUAUACUUACUCAGUGCUUUUUCCGAGCUGAUAUUGCUGCACACAAUUCCCUCCUUAACAGUGAGGGAUUGAUACAUGGUCACACAUGCUUGGCAUUGCCCGGAGUCGGGGGAGAUCCGAUUUCGCGGCUUAAUGAUCCGCAACUAUUGGGAAUGCAAUCAGCAGCAUGCGCUGCUCAUUAUAAUAGUGAUACUGGUUUUGCUGAGCAUACCCUUUGCAAAAUUAAUUUUCAAUGA